Molecule: messenger RNA, 3654 nt
Organism: Ipomoea triloba (trilobed morning glory)
Lineage: Eukaryota; Viridiplantae; Streptophyta; Magnoliopsida; Solanales; Convolvulaceae
Exons: 2
Coding region: 1-3654 (1217 amino acids)
Molecular function (GO): nucleic acid binding; RNA-DNA hybrid ribonuclease activity
Source: RefSeq, a predicted model, not a curated record
AUGGAGACGAAGGCGCGUUCGAUGCAGCUAGAACGUUUACGAGUUCGUAUGGGUUUUGAAGGUUUGUUCAGUGUUGAUAGGGUUGGCUUGGGUGGUGGCUUGGCUCUAUUAUGGCGUGAAUCUGGAAUGGCCACUCUUCUUAGUUAUUCUGAUAACUAUAUUGAUGUUAUUGUUACGAUGGAAGGUGAAUCACCAUGGCGUCUCACUUGCUUUUAUGGAUUCCCGGAGAGAGCUCGCAGGCAUCAGGCUUGGACAUUGCUUCGUGACCUCAAAUCCCACUCCAACCUUCCAUGGGUUGUUAUUGGUGAUUUUAACGACAUCGCUAGCCAUAGUGAAAAAAGAGGGCACAUUUCUCAUCCUGACAACCUCAUCCGGGGCUUUAAUGAUACUCUUCAGGAUUGUGCUUUAUUUGAUCUUGGAAUGCAAGGUCAUAAGUUCACUUGGGAGAGAGGUCGUGGCUCCGAACAUUGGGUGGAGGAGCAACUUGAUAGAGCGGUCGCAUCAUCUGAAUGGAGAGAGUUAUACGGUAACGCUAAGGUUCUUAAUAUUCUUGCAACUUCUUCAGAUCAUAGUGCCAUUUUUUUGGAUUUGAAGGGCAGACCAGUUCGUCGAGUGGGAAGAAGAUUCAAAUUUGAGUCAGCCUGGUUGUUAGAUGCUCAAUGUAGGGAUGUGGUUGAGGCUUCAUGGCGUCAAUCAUUCACUCUUGAUUUCCCUUGUCGUAUUCAUGCAUGCAGCCAAGACCUUCGGCGCUGGGGCAGUGAACAUUUUUGCAACUUUGGACGCAAGGUGCAUGCUUUGAGGUCACGACUAGAAUCUCUUAGAAACAGCCGGUCUGCCAAUGAUAUUCGUUCUUUCAAGGAAUUUGACCAGGAGCUCAGGCUGUUACUUGCUCAAGAAGAGUCUUUCUGGCCGAUUGUUGGAGCUGAUCUCACCAGUUUUGUUACUUCAUGUUUUGCUAACUGUGCCUUGCCCCCGGGCUUAAAUGAUACCAACGUGGUGUUAAUCCCGAAAAAGAAAGUUCCCGAGCGUACAUCGGAUUUGCGUCCAAUUGCCCUUUGUAACGUUGCAUACAAGGUGUUAGCAAAGGUCAUAGCAAACCGUUUGAAGGAGGUUCUUCAUCUUAUUAUCUCACAAUCCCAAAGUGCCUUUGUGCCUGACAGAUUAAUAACAGACAACAUUAUUGUAGCCGGGGAAAUUGGUCACUACCUGAAAAGGAAACGCGCAGGAAAUAUUGGAUGGGCAGCCCUAAAAGUUGAUAUGGCAAAAGCAUAUGACAGAAUGGAGUGGGGCUUUCUCGAGGGUACGUUACGUGCUUUGGGCUUUGCCAGGGAUUGGAUUGACCUUAUUAGAUUGUGUGUGACAUCGGUCAAGUAUGAGAUUUUGGUCAAUGGAGAAACAGUGGGAUCAGUGCUACCUUCCAGAGGCAUUCGACAAGGGGACCCGUUGUCACCUUAUAUAUUUAUCAUAUGUGCUGAGGGUCUGUCCUUGAUUCUACAGCAGCAGGAGGCUAGCGGGAAAAUUCACGGCAUAAGAGUGGUUCGGGGGGCACCCUCGGUAUCACAUCUUUUCUUCGCCGACGAUAGUCUGUUGUUUUUUCGAGCAACUGAUAGUGAGGUUCAUGAAAUCAAGAGUUGUUUGGAUCUCUAUAGCAGUGCCUCAGGCCAGUUGGUUAAUUAUGAUAAAUCAAGCAUCACUUUCAGUGCUAAUACUGAGCAGAAUAUGUGCAGACAUGUAGCAAGUGUUUUGGGUGUGCGUCAAUCUGUAGACUUUGGGCGUUAUCUGGGACUCCCAUCGUUUAUAGGUCGCAAUAAGACUGCAGUUUUUAGAUAUGUUGAGCAAAGAAUGAGGGACCGAAUAAACUCUUGGCAGAAACAGUUUUUAAACAAGGCUGGGAAGGAAGUGUUACUAAAGUCUGUUGGUCAAUCAAUGCCUAUUUUCACAAUGUCGGUCUUCCUCCUCCUUAUUGGUGUGUGUGACUCCAUUGAGAAAAUGAUGAAUAGGUUCUGGUGGAACAAGGGUAAAGGAGCUGCGAGAGGUUUGCAUUGGCUAAGUUGGUCCAGGUUGGCAACUCCGAAAUCUAGUGGCGGUAUUGGUUUCAAAAAGAUUCAUGAGUUCAAUAUUGCUUUACUUGCGAAACAAGGCUGGCGAUUACUGGUUAACCCUCAAUCUCUUGUUAGCAGGAUUCUAAAAGCUAAAUACUUUCCAAAUGUGAAUUUUCUUGAAGCAACUCUAGGCAACAAUCCUAGUUAUAUAUGGCGGAGCAUACUUUCUGGGCAGGAGGUGUUGCGUGAGGGGGUUGCUCGUCGUGUUGGUAAUGGGAAGGACACGCCAGUAUGGGGCUGCCCUUGGCUGUUGGAUAAUGUUGAUCCUUAUGUGACGACUGCCUGCAUUAACGAGCUGCGUGAUGCCCGUGUUCAUAAUCUUCUGGAUAGUAAUGGAUGCUGGGACUAUGAGCUACUUCAUGAUAUUUUUGAUGUUGAGGACAUUCCCAGAAUCGUGAAUACUCCGGUGUCACCUGCGCAUCCUGAUGCUUGGUACUGGAAAGGUGAUCUCAAAGGCCAGUAUACUAUCAAGCAUGGCUACAAAUUGUUGGUUCGCAAUACUCUUGAUCAGGACAGUGGGUUUGGCUUUCGGGAGUGGAGAAAAUUAUGGAGUAGUAAAAUCCCACCAAAGGUGGAGUGGAGAAAAUUAUGGAGUAGUAAAAUCCCACCAAAGGUGCGUAAUUUUUUAUGGCGUUGUGUUAAAAAUAUUUUACCUGUGCGAGAAGUGUUACGUACUAAGGGUGUUGUGGUCAGUGGGGGUUGUCCGUUAUGCCCGUCAAAUUUUGAGACUGUCAACCAUAUUUUUCCGUUAUGCCCGUCAAAUUUUGAGACUGUCAACCAUAUUUUUUGUGAGUGUCCUAUUGCUAGUCAGCUUUGGAGUGGGUUUGAUCUUUUUGAUGGGGUACUGUUUGUAGAUUUUGUGUCGCGUGUGCUAAAUGCGGCAGACAUAACCAUGACUAUUUUUAUGGCCUCCAGAUUAUGGGCAAUAUGUACCACCCGUAAUGAGAUUAUAUGGAAUGCAUAUCAAUUGGAUUUUAUGGCCCUUAGAAGACUUGCUGAUGACUAUGCUAGUGAGUGGCAACAAGCUAUUUUGACUACUCCCUCACCUGUGACUAAUUUUGCAGAUCCUACACCAUUAUGGAAUCCGCCACCUUUUGGUUUUUUAAAGUGCAACAUUGAUGCUGCUCUACAUGCCGACUCUGUGGGCUUUGGGGCGGUGAUUCGGAACCAUGAAGGGAAUUUUGUUGCGGCUUACGGGGGUCAUCUCCAAUGUCCUCGGGAUCCAUAUGUUGCCGAGUCCAUGGCUGUGAAGGAAGCACUUACCUGGAUUAAGAGUCGUUAUUUAAAUAAUGUGAUUGUUGAGUCUGACUGUUUAAAUUUUUGCUCUAGUUUUAAUUCUGUUAGUCAGGACUUUUCCUAUGUUGGUCUUAUCGUAAAGCAAUGUCGGUUAAUUGCUAAUGACAUCGGGAACAUUGUUGUUCGCCAUGUCAAGAGGUCAGCGAAUCAUAUAGCUCAUGUGCUUGCACGAGCGACUGGUUCUUCUUCUGUCCUUGGUUUUUGGGAUGUUAUCCCUCCUGAUUGUAUUUCGAUUUAUUUUGAUGAUUUAAUAUAA